AUGUCUGCUUCCGAAUCUUACUCAGACGAUAGUUCGACAUCGUAUGACUCCGAUGUGGAUACAAGCGAGGAAUACGAGCUAGAAGUGGAAGAAUAUGACUCGCCUUCAGAGAAAGAGUCGCAAGAAGAAAUACCAACUCAGGCUCAAGCAGACUGCAAUGAUCAAAAUAGUGCUGGAGCAGUGGUUGUUCCUUACGAGGAAGAGCCUAUAGCAGAUGAUGAUUGGGUUGAGCGAUACGAAGCAGAAAAAGAGACCGCGAGAAUUCACUUUGAGGAACUCCAAGAACGUUUAGACUGAACGAUUCCGACAAGUCAAUGGUAAAUACAAAAUAUAUUUUAUGGCAUGUCACAUUGGCUCGUGUUUGCACUUUUAUCGACUUUAUACAGAUUUGAAUAAAUCGUAUGUUUUUUUAUUUAAAAUACUUAGGUGCAAGUGUAACAACUGCGACACAAGUCUGUUACAGAACGAGUACGAAACUCAAUGUUGUCAGGAAAUUGAUCGAUGCACCAAGGCAUUGAGUUCCGAUGAUGUCCUACAAGACGUCGAAAUACCCCCUACUUGUGUUCUCAAUCAACCAGGGUUUAGAAUCAAUUGCUUGGAGAAAUGGUCCUUAAAAAUGGCUGUACCAAAAUACAAAACAAAAAUUGGAAAAAGAUAUCGCCAACAAGGAUCAGAAGAAACGUGA
This is a messenger RNA of Paramuricea clavata, 685 nucleotides long. The record is from the annotation of a GenBank genome assembly. Lineage: Eukaryota; Metazoa; Cnidaria; Anthozoa; Malacalcyonacea; Plexauridae.